Cariama cristata (Red-legged seriema) is the source of this 1454-nucleotide messenger RNA. It is a transcript of the gene CAVIN1, whose product is annotated as polymerase I and transcript release factor. Gene Ontology annotation, biological process: transcription initiation at RNA polymerase I promoter; termination of RNA polymerase I transcription. Lineage: Eukaryota; Metazoa; Chordata; Aves; Cariamiformes; Cariamidae. Bases 179 to 1264 code for a protein of 361 amino acids. The record is from RefSeq and is a predicted model, not a curated record. Gene Ontology annotation, cellular component: caveola; cytoplasm. Gene Ontology annotation, molecular function: rRNA primary transcript binding. The transcript is spliced from 2 exons.
CGGCUUUGCAGAGCUGUGCCAUUUGAAUUUCAGCACAGACAUCCACACACUGUGCUCUCCAUUUCUGGCGUGUCUCCCAGCGCAGAGUUUAGCUGAGGCUUGGGUUUAGUUUUCCCUCCUCUCUCUCCCUGCAGUGACAGCUUCUCCGGGCUCUGCUAGCCAGGACUCCCAAGCGAUCAUGGAGGAUACUACUUUGCAAAUUAUCGAACCACCAACUGCUUCUGAGGCCUCAGAGGAGCAAGCGCCUGAGGAACCCAUCAAAUCAGACCAGAUCAAUGGUGUGAUGGUGCUGACCCUUCUGGACAAGAUCAUUGGAGCAGUGGAUCAGAUCCAGCUGACCCAAACACAGCUGGAGGAGAGACAGCAAGAGAUGGAUAGCGCAGUGACUAGCAUCCAGGGAGAAUUAACCAAGCUGACCAAGGCACACACCACCACCAGCAACACUGUGAACAAGAUGCUGGAAAAAGUGCGCAAGGUGAGCGUCAAUGUGAAAACCGUUCGGCAGAACCUGGAAAAGCAAGCUGGGCAGAUAAAGAAGCUAGAGGCCAACGAAGCGGAGCUCCUGAAACGCAGAAACUUCAAAGUCAUGAUCUACCAGGAUGAAGUGAAGCUCCCGUCUAAACUGAGCAUCAGCAAGUCUCUAAAGGAGGGUGAAAAGCUGGAGAAGGAAGGCGAGGGUGAGGAAGUGCCUGUGGGUGAGGACCAUGCAGAGGAGGACCACAUCCAGCUCUCCUCAGAUGAAGAGGUGGAGGUUGAAGAGAUUAUCGAAGAGUCACGGGCAGAGCGCAUCAAAAGGAGCGGCAUGAAAAGAGUAGAUGACUUUAAGAAGGCAUUCUCAAAGGAGAAGAUGGAGAAGACUAAGCUAAAGACCAAGGAAAACCUGGAGAAGACCCGCCACAACUUGGAGAAGACCCGCCACAACCUGGAGAAAAGGAUGAACAAACUGGGCACCAAGAUUGUGACUAACGAAAGGAGAGAGAAGAUGAAGACCUCUCGGGACAAGCUGAGGAAGUCUUUCACCCCUGACCACACCAUCUAUGCCAGGUCCAAGACAGCCGUCUACAAGGUGCCACCGUUCACGUUCCAUGUCAAGAAAAUAAGAGAGGGUGAGGUGGAAGUGAAAGCCACAGAGCUGGUGGAGGUUGGUGGAGAGGAGGGAGAAAACUCGGAUCUGCUGCGUGGUGAGAGCCCCGAGACGCACACACUGCUGGAGAUCACCGAGGAGUCCGACGCAGUACUGGUAGACAAGAGUGACAGCGAGUAGGACAGGCUGCAGCGCGGAAGGGUUGUGGAUGACGGUUGAACAAGUUAUCAUUCACAUUUCAAGAUCUCUCUCUGCCCUGGUGCCCCAGGGGAAGUGUACACAAUGCAUCUUUACUACUCUGCAGACCCAACGCCAAUCCCCUGCCUGCUUGGACAAGGUGUAUUUUAUAUUUUAGUUUUAGCACACAGAA